Molecule: messenger RNA, 648 nt
Organism: Olea europaea var. sylvestris
Lineage: Eukaryota; Viridiplantae; Streptophyta; Magnoliopsida; Lamiales; Oleaceae
Product: phosphoenolpyruvate carboxykinase (ATP)-like
Exons: 3
Coding region: 1-456 (151 amino acids)
Biological process (GO): gluconeogenesis
Cellular component (GO): cytosol
Molecular function (GO): phosphoenolpyruvate carboxykinase (ATP) activity; ATP binding
Source: RefSeq, a predicted model, not a curated record
AUGAUUGUAGAAAGUGAUGAUGAGCACAAGGAUUGCAUUGUGGGCAUGCAAAUGACCCUCAAUGCUUCGGAUUGUGUGCAGCCGUACUUGGCAAUACAAUUACAUAUUUUCAAGAAAGAUUUAUGCCUGUUUUUUAUCUACAGCUAUGGAUUAGGCAGUCGUAUUAAAUUAGCUUACACAAGGAAAAUAAUCGAUGCCAUCCACUCGGGGGCCCUUCUGGAAGCAAAAUACACAAAAACUGAAGUUUUUGGACUUCAGAUCCCAACUGAAAUUGAAGGGGUGCCAUCAGAAAUCCUAGAUCCUGUCAAUACAUGGGCUGACAAGAAGGCAUAUGAGAAUACGUUGAUGAAGUUGGGAGGUUUAUUCAAGAAGAACUUUGAUGUGUUCUUGAACUACAAGAUUGGCGCUGACAACAAGCUGACCGAGGAGAUCCUGGCAGCAGGACCAAAUUUCUAAUGUUGAAUCCAUGAAAAGAGAGACUAAAAUAAAUGAGAAUAACACGUAACUAGUUAUUCGUGCCUUUUAUAUUAUAUGCCUAAUUGAUUAUAUUAUAAAAUCCAGAUAUGCAUGGACAAUGUAGCAUAACUUUGUUUAUUUGAUUAUAUUCUCUCUACUGUGCUAGAAGUCCUGAACGGGUUUUUAUUAUUA